This is a messenger RNA of Papaver somniferum (opium poppy), 2237 nucleotides long. Its product is annotated as F-box protein At1g49360-like. NCBI's taxonomy places the organism in Eukaryota, Viridiplantae, Streptophyta, Magnoliopsida, Ranunculales, Papaveraceae. The transcript has 2 exons. The record is from RefSeq and is a predicted model, not a curated record. Bases 115 to 2124 code for a protein of 669 amino acids.
GAUUUCUCUGAUAUUCUUAAUGGGUGAAAAGGCAGCAGCACAAGCAGCAUCAGAGGAAAGAAGUGAACAUUACAAGCCCCCAGGGCCACUGGCGGUAGCACCAUCCCUCGUGCGAUGUUAUACAACAGAAGUUGGAAUUACGGUGAUUGUUUUCUUUGGAACCCCGCAACGAAUGAGAGAAUUCAGUUACCUACGCUACUAGGGUUUUGUGAAGAUUAUUACAGAUUUACCGACUGUGUGUUGUCAUCACCUCCUCGUAGGGCUGAUAAUGAUUCAAUGGUUUUAUUUUUUCUUGAUAACGGAUUCCAUGUAGAGCAUCGGUACACUUUUCUAUUUUGUCGCCCCGGAGAAACACAAUGGCGAAGCCAGAAUUUAUCUCCAAAUAUGCUAGACUUGAUAGCAAAGGGCACGCCUAGAUCUGUUCUUUGCUUCAAAGGUAAGUUAUAUUUGAUGUGUACGUAUGAUAAUCAAACAGAUGAGCAUCACCUAGAGAUCCAACACGAUACUGAUUUGACCAUAUCUAUUGAGUCAUUCCACGUAAAGGAGGAGGUGCCGUUUCCAUUGAUAGUUAAAGCAUAUCCCGAGUCGCAUUAUGUGGAAUCUCAUGAUGAACUUUUCAGGGUUGACUUCAUCCUCAAUAGACAUACUGAUGGAGUGAUGUCGAUAGAAGUGGUGAGGUUGAAUUUCUCGUUAAUGGAAUGGGAGAAGGUGAACAGUUUUGGAGAUCAUGUUCUAUUUAUCGGCAGUACUCACACCACAGGUUGUUGUUCAGCAGCUGAGUGGGGCUUCAAAAGGGGUUGUUUGUAUUACUUGAUGUGGACUGAUCUAAGUCUGAUCCACAAAUUCGAAAUUGAAAGUAGUGGUGAUACUAUUUGCACUUCGCAGUCGGGAGAAUUUUACUACACAGACUGGGUUACAAUGCCUGGUAAUCUGCAUGGAAGAGUGGCAUAUAUAUUAGGCGGCAAAGAUGAACUCAAAAUUGAAAAAACUACUAGUAUGGUUGUUAAUGAUGAGAAUCAAGGUGGAAAUUGCAACUCUGGAGAGGUCGAAGGUUUAAGCCAUUGGAAUGAUCUCAACGAAGACAUUGUGGGGUUGAUAGCAGAUCUUCUUCACGGAUCAGACUAUAAGCAUUUCCGUUCAGUGUGUAAACUGAACAGAGAUAUCAUACCAAAAGUGCAAAAGACAUCAUAUUUAUCCCCAUGGCUGGUGUUCUCGAGAGACCAAACUGACACUAUCUUCAAUGUCGUAAACCCGAUGUAUAAUGAUGAAACCUACUCCAUCAACCUCUCGGAUCUACCAGACUAUACAAUCCGUUUUCAGAAGGAUGGUUGGCUACUAAUGACAAGAGAGCGCAACGUACUUUUCUAUAAUCCCCUAACACGACAGAAGGUGAAACUUCCUGACAUGGAUCGGGAUAACUAUUAUUCAGUCGUUUCUUUUUCUUCUUUGCCGUAUUCUUCGGAUUGCAUGGUUUUCGCUAUGGAUGGCCGGAGAGAUUGGAACUUCUACAUCGAUUUCAUUACAAGGGGAGAAGAACAUUGGAGUUCUCAUAUCUUUCGUGACCCUGGUAUUACUCCCCUAUCAUUUCUUGACACCGCAUUUUUUCGCGAUGGGGCAUUUUUUUGCGUCGAUAGUCAUCACGGAUAUGUGGGAGUCUUUUCUGCAAAGGAUAAAACUUGGAAUGUUCUACAAAGACCUCAUGGAACAUAUUUUGAUGGUGUAAGUCCAGGUUUCUUAGUAGAGUGUGGUGGAGAUAUUUUAAUGGUGAAAUUAGCAUAUCGCUCGCAGAUGAUUAUAAUUUUUAGAUUGAAUUUCUCUGAGAUGAAAUGGGAAAGAGUUGAGAGUAUGGGAGAGCAUGUGUUAUUCAUUAGCCACACCUCAUGCAUAUCGGCAGUUGCCCCGAAUAGCUACAUGAAAAAUAAAAUUUAUUUUCCUAGAUUAUAUAUCAACGCAGAGAAUGUAUUCUACUCAGUUGAAAUACGUCAUUAUCAUUCUCUCUGGGGCAAGCAUUCUGCAAAUGAUUUAUCUCAUACACAAGGAUGGUUUAAGAAUUGCACUUGGAUUGAACCUAAUAUGUUGAUGUCCACUACGGAGGAGCUCGACUGGCUCAAGACACCUUUCUAAAGUAAGUGAUAAUUUUUUCUCUUUAAUUUAACUAAAAUUUGAGUAUUUGUAUCUGAAUUUUGUUUUCAUAUGACUCUAAAGCUAAAUUUAUUGUUGUGGAUCAUUUUAUUUUA